AUCCGCCGCAGUUCGAGGAGCGGCCCGUCGACCAGAUCGUGAUGAACGACCGCGUGGCCUCGUUCACGUGCCGCGCCACGGGCAACCCUGAGCCGCGGAUCCAGUGGCGCAAGAACGGCAGGAAGGUCAGCGGCAACACUCGCUACAUGAUCCUCAACGUGCCCGGCGGAUCUAUCCUGAGGAUCGAGCCCGUCAAGUUCCUGCGCGACGAAGCCACCUACGAGUGCGUCGCCGAGAACACCGCCGGAGACACCAUCACCGCCAAGGCCAAGCUGGACGUCAUCUCCGACGACCUGGUGUGCGACGCCCGAGGCAACCCCGACCCGGACAUCACCUGGUACAAGGACCACCGGCCGGUCGACCUCACCAACCAGCGCUACAGCGUCCUCCGCUCCGGGAGCCUGCAGAUCAGCACCAGCACGGAGGAGGACGGAGGCAAAUACGAGUGCGUCGCCAGGAACUCCGUGGGGACAGCCUUCAGUAACCUCGUCAGCCUCUAUGUCAGGGUGCGCCGCGUGCCUCCCCGCUUCAGCAUGCCCCCCGACUCUGUCUAUGAGGUCAUGCCCGGCGAAUCCCUCAGCAUCCCGUGUGUGGCCGUGGGCUCGCCGAUGCCGUACGUGCAGUGGAAGAAGAACUCCCGGCAGGGCCCGGCGGAGGACAUGACGGACAACCUGAUCACCAAGAACGUCCUGGUGCUCGAGAACAUCCAGGAAUCGGCCAACUACACCUGUCAAGCGCAGUCAACCCUUGGACUCGUCACCCAGGAGGUCGCUGUCAAGGUUCAAGCUCUGCCGCGUCCUCCCGACCAGGUGAUGAUCAGUGAUGUCAUGGCGACAUCAGUGCGGAUCACGUGGGACUAUGACGUCAGCCCGGGAGACAUCUCGUAUUACGUCAUUCAGUACAAGCCGCACCACGCCGAGAGGGACUACCACGAAAUCUCCGGCCUCGUCACCAAGUUCUACAACGUCAUUGGAUUGACGCCGUUCACCGUGUACGAGUUCCAAGUCCUAGCCGUGAACAAGAUCGGACGCGGCCCGCCGUCGAAGCCCGUGACGGUGAGCACGGGAGAAACAGUCAACGGUGGAAACUCAAACCCUGGCAGCGCCCCCAGGAACGUCCACGUGCGGCCGCUGUCCUCGUCGACGAUGGUGAUCCAGUGGGACGAACCCGAGGUCCCCAACGGGCAAAUCACGGGCUACAAACUGUACUACACCACCAAUCCAUCUCUGCCAAUCCAAUCUUGGAAGAGUCAACCGGUGCAGGACAACAAGUUGACAACCAUCAGUGACCUAACUCCACACACAAUCUACACCAUACGUGUGCAAGCUUACACAGGCAUUGGACCAGGGCCUCUCUCAGACCCUGUGAAAGUCAAGACUCAGCAAGGAGUACCCAGCCAGCCCACCAACCUGCAUCCUGCUCGUGUUACGGCAACGUCUAUCGAACUCAGUUGGACGAGACCUUCUCAUCAAGGAGAGAACAUAAUUUCUUAUGAACUGUAUUGGAAUGAUUCUACCACUCAGAGACAAGAGCAGCGUAAUAUUCCGGAGGGUGAGAGCUACACCUUGGAAAACCUGCAACCCAACACAGUGUACAAUCUGUGGUUAGCAGCUCGAUCGCAGCGGGGGGAAGGCGCCAGCACUGCACCCAUCUCAGUCCGCACAGAGGAACACUUCCCAGGUGCUCCUCCCAGCAACAUCCGUGCUGCUGCUGAAGACUCCGAGACAAUCCAUGUGGAGUGGGAGCCUCCCCCAGAAGACAAACAACAUGGAAAGAUCACCCACUACAAACUCAUGUAUGUCAACAACACACGACCAGAUUCAGAUGCUUCGGUGAUCACAAUAUCUGACCCCACACAGCGGGAUUACCUCAUUACCAACCUGCAGAAAUGGACGGAGUACAGAGUUUGGAUGCUAGCAGGAACCAUCAUAGGGGACGGUGUCAAAUCUGACCCCCAGCUAGUCCGCACAGAUGAAGAUGCUAAACCGCUGCUUCCUGGUGAACCACGCAACGUGAAGGUUGAGGUCAUCAACAGCACAAGCAUUAGGGUUACUUGGACGCCUCCCAACGAAGGGGAAAGAAAUGGCAUUCUUCGUGGCUACCAGAUCCAUGUGCAGGAGAUUGAAGGAAGGGGAGGCAGUAUGAUUAUUCCUGGUUCGAUGCCAUACACAGUACACAAUGGUGAAGCAACAAGUUAUGUGGUUACUGAUCUGCACCCUGACACAGAGUAUCAAGUUCAGGUGUCAGCUAUAACAAGAAAAGGUGAUGGUGAGAGAUCAUUGCCUACGAAAGUGCAGAUGCCAGGUGGUGUGCCCAACAAACCUGCUCUGAUUGUGAAUGGGACUAUUGAUAAAACAAAUGGAAGGCUGUCUGUUUUCGUUGAAUGGAAAACUCCAACUGAGACUUAUGGAGAGAUAAUGGGUUACCGUCUGAGAUAUGGACCAAGAGGAGAAAAGCUAAAUACUGUCAGUCUUGAGGGUCGCUCCAUGCUGCACAAGACGCUUAAUGAUCUGCAGAGGGGAAUCGAGUAUGAGCUCCGUGUAGCUGGUCGCAACCACAUAAACUAUGGUCAGGAAGCAGUUGAAUACUAUAUGACUCCUGAGGCACCACCAUCUGGGCCACCCACCAACAUUACAUAUAAAUACCAAACUCCUGGCACAAUUGUUUUCACAUGGGAUUUACCCAAGCCUAAUGAAAGGAAUGGAGUUAUUCAUAUGUAUGAUGUGCAGUUCAACAAGAAUGUGAUUUUGAACAAUGACUUCAAACAUGAGAGAAACACUACCGAAGGGAGAAUAGUCUUUAAUGGUCUAGAAGAGAACAUGGAUUAUACUUUCAAGGUUCGAUCUUGGACUUCAAAGGGUCCUGGACCUUAUAGUGAGAUUGUACACUUACACACAGAGCCUGACCUUGUUCGAGCUCCCAUGUCCCUUCAGGGACUCGCCACUUCAGAAUCCUCUAUUGAAAUAUGGUGGGAACCUGUCCCUUCUCGUGGGAAAGUUAUAGGAUAUCAGGUGUUUUACACAAUGGCUCCAUCAGCCGAUUUAGACCUGUGGACCCAUAUCAAAGUUCCAGUAACCCACUCAGCUGAACUGCAGAACUUGGAACGCCAUGCUGAGUAUGCCAUUGCUGUAGCUGCCAGGACUGCAACAGGAUUGGGUCGCUUGUCAACAAUGCUACCUGUACGUGUGAAACCAGUGGACGUACCAAUGUACCUGCGUGCUCAUCAUGUCACCACACACUCUGCAAAUCUAACUUGGGGCCCACCUAUUCAGCUGAAUCCUUUGCACUUCAAGGUGACCUAUAGUGCGGUGAAGGAGUUUGUUGAUGCUCAAGGUGUGACACAAGUCCAGAAGAUUAGUGUAACUACCAAAAUUGUGAAUAAGCGUAAGCACAGCUUCAUUAUAGAGGAUCUACGUCCCUUCACUACAUACACUGUGAAUGUCACUGCUGUACCGCAGACUCAAGAGUACCGUCCACCUGCUAAAAUCACUGUAACAACUCAGAUGGCAGCUCCUCAGCCGAUGGUGAAGCCUGACUUUUAUGGUGUCAAUGGUGACCAUGAGAUAGCCAUGAUCUUACCUCAAGCGUCAGAGGAGUACGGGCCAAUAGCUUUUUAUUACCUUAUAGUUGUGCCUGAGGACAAACUCCAUGCCUUUAAGAACCCUGAUCAGUAUCUCACGGAUGAUGGCAAAUCACUUCAUCACGCUUCAUCUACACCUGAAUUACACAAUCAUGGUCUCAUAGCCAAUAAGGCUGGAAGCAAGGAAGCGCUAGCAGAAGGACCCUACAUUGCGGCCAAAUUCCUACAUCGUAAUAUCCCGUAUUCCUUCUCCCUUGGUAAUGGUCAGAUUUAUGAGGGAUUCAAGAACAGACCGUUGCAGAAUAACAAGAGGUACAAGAUCUUCGUAAGGGCCAUUGUCGACACUCCUGGACAGCACCUCUACACUUCAUCACCCUUCUCGGACUUCAUCUCAUUGGACAUGCGAGCUGCACCCACAGGGAAGCUCCCGGAGCGCCCCAAGCCCAACCCUGAUCAUGUGGGAACAAAUGUCCCCAUUCCGGGCCCUGGGAAUGAUAUGGAAAUGCUUAUGAUUGUUGGUCCUGUUAUUGGAGCUGUCCUGCUGGUGGUCAUAUCUCUGUUCUUAUUCCUCUUUGUUUGGAAGCGUCGCAGGCAGCCCAAGUCCCGUGACCAGGCUCAGGUGACAAAGCCCUUAAUGGCUGAUCACGGUGGCGGUCAUGUGGGUGGAGGAAUCGGCGGUGGUGGAGGUAGCGUUGGUGUCAUCCCGGCUGCUCCUUCUGAUCCAGUGAAGAUGCGACGACUUAACUUCCAGACCCCAGGCAUGAUCUCCCACCCUCCCAUCCCAAUCUCACAACUUGCAGAGCACAUUGAGAGACUCAAAAGCAAUGACAAUCAGAAGUUCUCACAGGAGUAUGAGUCAAUUGAACCAGGACAGCAGUUUACUUGGGAUAACAGUAACCUUGAAGUCAACAAACCAAAGAAUCGUUAUGCCAAUGUGAUUGCAUAUGACCACUCAAGAGUUGUUCUCCAGACCCUUGAAGAAGUUCCAGGAAGUGAUUAUAUCAAUGCCAACUUUUGUGAUGGCUAUCGCAAACAAAAUGCGUAUAUUGCCACUCAGGGUCCACUUCCGGAAACUUUUGGCGACUUUUGGCGCAUGUGUUGGGAACAGCGCUCUUGUACGAUUGUGAUGAUGACUAAGCUGGAGGAGAGAACUAGGAUCAAGUGCGACCAGUAUUGGCCUGGGAGAGUAUCACAGACGGAAACUUAUGGCAUCAUGCACAUCACCCUGACUGACAUUCAAGAACUAGCCACCUAUACUGUGAGGACGUUCCAGUUACAGAGAUCUGGCAGUUUGGACCGACGUGAAGUGCGACAAUUCCAGUUCACUGCCUGGCCUGACCACGGUGUUCCUGACCAUCCAACACCAUUCCUCAUGUUCCUACGGCGAGUGCGACAUGUCAACCCACCAGACUCGGGACCAAUUGUCGUUCACUGCAGUGCUGGUGUUGGCCGAACAGGAGCAUUCAUUGUCAUCGAUGCCAUGCUGGAGAGGAUAAAACACGAACAGAGUGUUGAUAUCUAUGGACAUGUGACUUGUCUGCGUGCUCAAAGGAACUACAUGGUCCAAACUGAAGACCAAUACAUCUUUAUACAUGAUGCCCUCUUGGAGGCUGUGAUGGCAGGGGCGUCAGAGGUGCCGGCACGCAGCUUACACUCGCAUAUCCAGAAGUUAAUGGCUGUUGAAGCUGGUGAUACUGUGACAGGCAUGGAACUGGAAUUUAAGCGUCUAGCAAACAUCAAGGCCCAACCAUCGAGGUUUGUUAGUGCCAACCUGCCUGUCAACAAAUUCAAGAACCGAUUAGUAAACAUCCUGCCAUACGAAAGUACUCGUGUUUGCCUUCAGCCUCUCCGUGGCAGUGAGGGUUCAGACUACAUUAAUGCCAGCUUUAUUGAUGGCUAUAGGUAUCGCUGCGCUUACAUUGCAACACAAGGUCCAUUGCAAGAGACAGUUGAUGACUUCUGGCGGAUGCUUUGGGAACACAACUCCACCAUUGUUGUCAUGCUCACCAAGCUCAAGGAGAUGGGCAGGGAAAAAUGUUACCAGUACUGGCCAAAUGAACGUUCUCAACGAUACCAGUUUUAUGUGGUGGAUCCAAUAGCUGAGUAUAACAUGCCUCAGUAUAUUCUCAGGGAGUUUAAGGUUACUGAUGCUAGAGAUGGACAGUCUCGCACCAUACGACAGUUCCAGUUUAUUGAAUGGCCAGAGCAGGGUGUGCCAAAGUCUGGAGAAGGGUUCAUUGACUUCAUUGGCCAAGUGCACAAGACCAAGGAGCAGUUUGGACAGGAUGGGCCCAUCACUGUACACUGCAGUGCUGGCGUUGGACGUACCGGUGUGUUUAUCACCCUGAGUCAGGUCCUGGAGCGCAUGCAGUAUGAGGGUGUUGUUGACAUGUUCCAGACCGUCCGCAACCUCCGCACACAGCGUCCUGCUAUGGUGCAGACAGAGGAGGAGUACAGGUUCUGCUACUUGGCCAGUCUGGAGUACCUAGACAGUUUUGAUCACUUCGUAGACUGACUAUCAAGGCCUGCCGGCACUCGCCUGCAAUCUGUGUGGACCUGAGAAAACAAUCAGGCUAGCUCGGGUGCUAGAGUAAGCAAAUAAUUGUAGGCAGUUAGUGGUGAUAAGUUGCACUAGAAUGAACCAUUUAUCUCUGUGCUGCAGAGGUGCUCUCUCUAGAAAAAAAGCAGAUGCUGUGUUGUAUCUUGCUAAGAAAGAAAUAUUGGGCUCAUUCAAAAUAAUAAUAAGGCUGGUGUGAAAGAAUUUUCUUGUAGUGAGACUUUCUUCAACUCCCUUGAGUUAGCACUACAGAGACUUCAUGAAUGGCCAAAUGCAGAUAGUGCAAUAAGUUUAUCAUAUAUUUAAAUAUCUGAUUUAUAUAUUUAAAAGAGUUGAAAUCAAAAAAAUAUUAUGUUGGAAACUUGCACCCUCCAAGAUGUCAUUUCCAUGGAAACUAAACAAGAGACAGUGGACGACUUGCUUCUUGUUGACUGACGACCACAAAGCUCAUGUCAGUGAUAGCAUGAGUGAAACCAAGCUGCCUUCUCAAGACUGUCAUGGGUGAUGUCAGAGAAGCUGUGUUAAGAAAAGUUUUAUUACAAGUGCACUGAAGCUGGAUUUUAAGAAAUUUGCCAUGAUAACAUAGCAAGUCAGUGGAGGGACAAUUGGAAACGCCAUCCCUCAAUACAACCAGGCGACAAGAUGCCACAAUAAUUUCCUUCAGCAUGUUCUAAUUCUCAAACACAGGUGGACAUUGUAGCUCAUUUUGUAGAUAGUAUAGCACAAAAAUGUAUAAUGACAAUGAAGGAAUUAAGAGAGAAAAAAAAAUGAUCUCAAAAUUACAGAACCAAUAUUGGGUGCUAAUGUGUGUAAACAUCACCUCUUCUAAUGUGCCAAUAUAUGGGCAUAUGCUUCAGUGUUAGUUAUGAAGACCAAGAUGAAGAAAAGUUUUAUAUUGUAGGUAAUAACUUUCUUUUAUGAGAAAUUUGUAACUGUGUGAAAGAAAUUUUUCUUCAGGUUAGACAAUUGGCAGAGUCCUCUUAGUGUAUUGCAUACAACUGUAUUUGGUGAUGCAAAUCUUGGUGUGGUGUCAUCGUUUGAAAAAAGGAAAAUAUAUUGACAUGGAUGUGCUCUCAAACUACUUGCAGAAAUUGCAUAAAUGGAACAUCAUAAGUGCUUUCACAAAAUGUAGGUUUAAGUUAUUAAAGAUGUCUAAACACAAAGUACAUAUAGAAUUAUCCAUGUAAAUAGGGGUGUUACUCCCUCACAUGGGUUUACUUUCGACCUAUACAUGAUGAAUUAACUCAUUAUAGAAAAAUAAAAACAAAGUAAAAUGCUUCCCAAGAAGUUUUUCAGCCAUUUCAAUUUAUGAAUGUAAUUUUAAACAAUCUGUGUCCAAACUUCCAAUGCUGCAUGAACCCUGAAGGCUAUCUGUACUUCUGAUGACUUGAUAUGAACUUCAGAGAAAAGCAUUUUACUUGUAUAACUAGAUUGUUAAAAGAAAAAAAAAAAUGUAAUGAAAAUGAGAAACCUUUUAUUGGUGUGACACUGAACCCUUGCCUUGUUACCAUGAUGUAGGUCAGAUAUGUUGGUCUUAAGUUUAAAGGUUAGUGUUCUCCACAGUGUUGCACAUAUAUAUAUAGUUGUGUAUUCCAGGAUCAUGAUAUUAGGUUAUAGUACUUAUUUUUUCAUGUUUUUGUAAGAAACUUGUUUUGUUUCAUACUGACAAUGUGACCAUUCACUUUAUAUUAAUGUUUAAGUGUACUUUUUGUACAAACUUUUUUGUGUGAAUGAGCAGAUGAGCCAAGUUUGACAGAGUAAGCAGAUGGUCCUCUUUUAAGAGUGUUCGAAAUAGCCAGCCAGUUACCAGGUGCAAGGAACAGUUAAAGGCACAGAUCCAGUCCAUACCACGAAACUAUUUUCUGUAGAACUGACUGUUGC
Messenger RNA from Penaeus monodon (black tiger shrimp), 8018 nucleotides. RefSeq names its product tyrosine-protein phosphatase Lar-like (gene Lar). NCBI's taxonomy places the organism in Eukaryota, Metazoa, Arthropoda, Malacostraca, Decapoda, Penaeidae. The record is from RefSeq and is a predicted model, not a curated record. Gene Ontology annotation, molecular function: protein tyrosine phosphatase activity; protein binding. Gene Ontology annotation, biological process: protein dephosphorylation.